UUUUCCUGCAGCUCUCACUGGAGCUAAAAGGAAGCUCUGGCUGGGCAACCACUCCACAGUGAGAGCUUGUAAGAGUAGAUUAAGCUCUUGACGUGCUACUUUCAUAACCGGUCUUGCUCUGAAAUGGCUGUGGGAGAGCUGGGGGAAAGCAGUGUAAUGUGAGGGGGCGGUGAAUUCUGCUCUGCUUGGAGGGACAUCUGGCGUAGUGUGGGGAGACGGAACAAGCACACAUGCUUAUUCAUGUCGCUCGUAGAGCUGUGGGCUCACAGUGUCACCAUGCAGGACGGCUCAGGACCGGAGCAGCCAGACGAUCUCCUGUGACGGAUAGACAGAGGACAUAAGGCCAUGCCUGGUAGGAGUGAGAAGCUGCCAUCCACUCACCCAGCUGUGCAGGAAGCGUUGCGACAGACAGAACAGUCCCCUGCUACAACCUUGGCGCAUUCAUGGAGAACACUGAGGCUGAGUCAGACAUUCUCCGCAGCGUGCAUGCCCUGCUUCGAGAACUCGAUGGACACCACCCUGCCUUCCAGAAUGAGCGAGGGAUGUUGCGAUGGACCUUGCAUAAAAAAACUGACCGGAAUCCUGGGAACAGCACCAUCUUGGCUAAAAUCCUUGUGAAGGAGCUGGAAAGGGCAGAAAGAGGAGAUUAUAGACAUUAUAUCAUCCCCCUGCUCCAUACGCUAAUGUACACACUAAUCAAGGCUCCGUGCUUUUCAGAUGAUCUCUAUGAAAGAAUAUAUGAUUUCUGCAAGAAGCUAUUAACCCUGCCCAAGCCCUACUGCACCAUUGGCCUGGACUAUGCUUUUCGGUUAAAAACAGAAAGGAUGGCACCAGGAGUGUUAUACCAAAGAAUGGUUAUUUCCGAACAAAGUCUUAGAAGUGACCCAUAUCCUUAUCAGGAGAAGGUUUUCAUAUUUGCAGAUCCAGAUCUGCUUUCCAAGGCUGUAUGCAAUGCACUAGUCACUGAUACCAAGGCUGCUCAGAUGUAUCAAAGUCCCAGAUCAUGUAUGUGCUAUGUGAUAAUGCAUGCCAUGAAGGUGGCUCUGGACGAUGACUGUGAUAUUUACAAUUUGCAGAGGAUCCUUCAGGAUAAGCCCACAGAGGAGAUCGAACACUUUUUCCGACAAGUGGUGACAGCAGUUGAGUGUACAGGAAAUGAAAUAAGUGCAGACCGCAGCCAGCAUGUUGAGAGGCUGAAGAAAGUCUAUGAUGUAGUGCUGAGUUCUUCUGAAGCAGGGGAUACUUCACCAGAAGGGCUCCAGGACAUCCCUCUGCCCAACCCAAAUAUUAGCUUUCACUUGUGGACAGAUGAAGACCAGCUUUGGAAGGAGCUUGUGCUGUUUGUCCGUCCCCUGUCACAGACCUGUGAACAGGACUGUCUGAGCCAGGAGCUAGACAACUUUGAGAUACAGGACAUUGUGACAGGGUGUGAAUGCUGUGAACAGACUCGGUUCUCUGUGCUAUCCACCGACAGUGGGAUUGAACGGGACCUGCCACCAGUGGGUGAAGAGCCUCCUCCUCAUUGCAGUGCUGAGGUUGAGCACUCCCGGCUCCAGAGAAAAGGUGGCAUUAAGAAAAAGGCAUCUCCUUUGGAGACCAUGGCCUACCUGCAGGCCAGCUGCAAUGGCCCAGGAGUAAAGCAUUUUGGAAAAAUGCACGCAAAGUCUGGCAGCAACAUGGAGUCUAUGUCUCCUCUCCAGAGACUGCACACCGCCCGAAUUGUAGUUUUGGGGGAUGACAGGAUAUUGGGGCGACUGGCCCAAGCCUUUCACUCUCUGAGUUUUUUCAUUUCAAGGAAACGAGAAACCAGGCGAGUCUUUUUGACCCCACGGCUGAACCUGCAGUUCUAUUAUGUCCCUGUUGUAGAGGGCCAGCAAAGCACAUGGCCCACUGAAGAACACGCCAUGCCUAGCCAGAUAGACCUCUGUGAAGUGGCUGGGUACCUUGGGAGAGGGGACCCGUGGUAUGAGAACAACAUCAACACUCUGUGUCAUAUGAUCCCCAAGCUGGCGACUAUGCCUUCUUCACCAAGCAAACAUCUUGUGACAAAUACCUUCAUCAUCGAUGUAAUGUCUUACUACAUACGCAUGGGUAUCCAGCCAGUGUGUUUCCAGGUCUACUCUGUUAAGAUUUUCUUCAGUGACACAGCUCAGGAGCCAGCAGAGGACGUGUUUGUCACUGAGCUGAGUGUAAAAGUACAAGAUUACAACCCCACCAGAGACUUAGUGCUGGCAAGGAAGAAGACAGUGCUGGAAGGUCCUGGGGCAGAUAUUGCAGCAAAGUAUAGAAAGGUUUUGCUGAGUAGUCGGGGAAAAGAAUUGGGUGUCUCACUGAGAUCUACUGGCUUGGUGAUGAAAGCCAUUCAGCCUGAUGAAGCUGAAGAUCUGGUGUGCUUGAAUGUGUAUAUUACUGAAGUCAUCAAAACCAGCAACCUUUCAGGAAGAUCAUUUUCUUUUAUGACAAACAAGAUCAGAAUGCACAGUAUCAAAGUCAGCAGCAUGGAUCAAAAGACCUUCACGCUGUGCCUGGACAAAGACUUCAGAAGAACCUACAGGAAUGUAGUCAGUGUGGAAGUUUCACCCUGCCUGGAACCUAGCUACUGUUUGCAGAAAACGAGGACAAUGCAAUUCAGCAUGCAUGGAUCAGCGGAUGUAGGACUGGCCAAGUACAUGCCCAAAUCUUUGUUAUUACCUAUCAAUACAUUUGCAGGUAUAAUUCAGUGAAGAAAAUUCCAGUGUGGGGAGUGGAAUGCAAAUUAAAAGGUCUUACAAGAAUCUCUCAUUUGGCCAUAAGAGCACAAGGAUGGAGGAACACACUAAAAGCCACCUGAAACUGGCAAUGAUGCUUCUACGUACAAUGCUGCAGCAGUACAGAAGUUCACUGCUCAGUAAAACUCAUGUGAUAGCACAGUUUAAAGCCUCUCUGUCAGGGGAACACAGCAAAAGUAGUUUUACCCUUGCAGCUUACUUCUAAACAGUAGUCUUUGCUUAGCAAGUCUUCAGCGCAGCCAGGUGUUGGAUAGUCCUGCUGCCAUCCUUGAGCAUGAAGAGGCUGCACACCACUUCCUCAGUUUAAUUUAUGAGCUGCCCCUCUGACUUCCAGCUAAGGUUUUAUAUGCAGCUUAAUUAUAAGAACUUUUACCAUUGAUAUGAAGAGCAUGUCACGUUAUUCAAAAUAGCCACAUUACCAACACCCCCUCUACCCCCAUCUUGCUAAUGCAGUCCUGUCUCCCAAGGAGAAGAGGUAGCCUGCAGGUGAUGGACUUGACAUCAGCUAGUCUGGCUCCCCAAAACAGCUGCCUGCACAGUCUGGAUUUGGAUUCUCCUUCCACAAGAGGAACAGAAACUAAAGAACCAAGUUGGUGACCUCAGAACUGGACCUGGGAGCUAGGUGUCUGUUGUACUGCACCAUUUAUUGGGUCUGCUGCUACUAGAGUGCAAAAUUAGCUCUCAAAAUAUAGCUUGAAUAGUGCCAGUAUGGUUAGUGGCCCUGGUUAGGAUCAAACUAACCUGUUUUAAAAUUAAAACAUCACAUAAUAGCAGGUGCAUAAGCUGUUUUCUUUAUUCCAUUUUUUGCAAGCUGAAGUUAUUUCAGAAAGAGUGUAUAUUUUUUUAACUUGUCUAAUUUGUCUAAUUUUAAUUUGUCUAAUUUUAAAAUCUAAUUUGGGAUAUCCAGAACAGGUCCAGUAAGGCUUCACUUAAUUCUUGAUUGAUAUAAUUGUUAGGCCUGCCUUGUAUGACACUAUCUUGUUUAUUCCUUAAGACUAGACAUAUUCAAACCCCAAACUGCUCUCUGCUUUCAAUACGUCAUUGCCAUGGUGUAAGCACAGAACAUCUACCCAAAGAAAAUGUGGUGGCUUCUCCAGUCAUCUUUGGUCUUUGUGUACUUCCUGUAGUGUGUGCUGUCUAUUCCACUGAUUUAAUAAGGGCUACCAGGAACCACAUCUUCACUUAACCCUUCUGUCAGCACAUCUGUGCCAGAUGGACAUGUGAUACCUGACAGAGUUGUGCCAGGAGACGUUCCUAGUUUAGAUGCAGUUAUACUACUAAAUAUAUGCUCUUGCUAAAAUUGCUUUUCACAUGUGGGGGUGGUUUUAUUACAUGGGUAGAAAGCACAGCUACUUAUGUUGUUAGACCCACAUGAAAGGUACUCUUCUGGUUCAGGAUAGCAGCAUCGCCAUACUGGUAAGGUGAUUGUGCAGACAUAACCAAAAUGCCCAGAGCAAUUUAUACAUUUUGUAGUAUAUUAUGGCGUUUGGCAUAUUGGACCUGGUUAGCUAGCAGUAGUACAUGGUAUUGAGUGCAGCAGGGGUACUGCAGGUAGCCAAUGCAACCUAUUCCUCGUUACCUAAGAGGUGAAUCCUCCAAGUCACUUGUGCCUGGCCCAAUGGGAGCUGCGCCUCUGACGUUUAAGCUAUUUUAUGUAGAUGCCUAAAUUUAGAAUUCGGAAUCUACCUUUGAAUACCCAAGCCUGAAAUUGUAGGUUGUAUUGCUCAGAUCAGGGGUGGCCAACUUGUGGCAUGCAUGCCACAAGUGGCAUGGGCAGCCUCUGUAUGUGGCACAUGGCAAAUUGGAGGACGGGACAGGCAGCACAGCAACAGACAGGGCAGAAAGCAGAGCAGCAGAUGGGGCAGAAGAAGGGGAUUGGAAUGGCAUUCAGGCAAUUUGUGGCACUCCUGCUAAAAAGGUUGGCCCCACUGGCUUAAAUGAGGCCGAAAAACCUGUCACAGAACUGCUUUUAUCCUGUCCUUGGAAUUCCAACUGCUGCAGGUUUUCUUGACUAUUUAGGCCAUGUUAAUGUCAGAAAAUCUGUGAUUAAACUUUCCAUCACAAGAUGUUGGAGAUUAUCUAGCCCCUCCCCCAGCCUCUAACACCACAAGCGUGCACACAGGUAUUCACCUACUGUUCAAACAACCACUUAUUUUUAUAUUUGCUGCUGCAAGCGUUACUGUCUUUUACUUUCUGGUAAAAGCUAUAUAAAUCCUCAGGUUAUCAUGCUGAAUCCAUAUUAAAAUAAAAGCUAUGUCCCCAGUAAGCCUUAUUAAAAUACACUACUCGAUGACAAAACAUCUUUCAACUUUUUGGCAACUGAUAGGUUACAUAGCAGUAAAACAACCUGGCAAUCCCCAAAAGCAUUUUAUUAAAAUCCCAAACAAAAGGCAAAGAAACCCAAGUGAAUGUGUUGUGUGAGAAUAACAUUUCCCCCUAUCCCCCAAACAUCUGUUCAUGUAAUCUAAAACCAUUAAUUCCAGGAAGUUUCUCUAAACCUGAUUGCACUGCAUCCUUUUGUAUUAGGAGCUCAUAAAGCCCCUAAAAAAAACUGCAUUUUUGUUAUGCCAAGAGUCUAUGUCACCAUAGUCUAAAUUCAGCUAACCUCUACUUCCCAAGCCCUAACGGUGAGAUGCAAGAUACAAAUUUGAGCCAGAAGCUCUCAGCAGCACUGCACUUUUUGAAUACAGAUUGUUUUGGCCUUAAUUUCAGUUUAGUUAUAAAUUAUUAGCAUUCAAGAUCCUAAGACUUGCAAUGGACAGAGAGAAAUUUGGUCUUAGAAGGGCAGGUAAAUAUGCAUAAGAAGCCCCAUGACUAAUCAUUGGAAAAGAGGUCAAGAAACACCUGGAUGCAAUCAGUGACUGCAGAGCACUUCUGCUUCCAUUAACUACUAUGUAGGACAAUAAUUAAUUUAAGAGUCUAACAGCCAGCUUGUGUACCUCUGCCUCCAGGAGGGCUUUAACGAAUGGGUCACAUAGCAUGGUAAUCUAGGUAAAUAUUUACAAAUUAGCUGAUUGUGUUAUAGCUUUGGACUAGUAUUGAUGUGUAUAUUAUUAAUGAUGUACAGGUGUAUAUGAUGUAAUUAUAAAUUAUUUGUACAAACAUUAUGGAUGAUAUAUAUUGGAAGGUGCAAUCCUUUUCAUUUUGAUUAAAUUACAUUGUAAAAAAACAA
This is a messenger RNA of Alligator mississippiensis (American alligator), 5940 nucleotides long. RefSeq names its product phosphoinositide-3-kinase regulatory subunit 6 (gene PIK3R6). The record is from RefSeq and is a predicted model, not a curated record. Bases 444 to 2723 code for a protein of 759 amino acids. NCBI's taxonomy places the organism in Eukaryota, Metazoa, Chordata, Crocodylia, Alligatoridae. Gene Ontology annotation, molecular function: 1-phosphatidylinositol-3-kinase regulator activity. The transcript is spliced from 20 exons. Gene Ontology annotation, biological process: G protein-coupled receptor signaling pathway; positive regulation of MAP kinase activity. Gene Ontology annotation, cellular component: phosphatidylinositol 3-kinase complex, class IB.